Bactrocera oleae (olive fruit fly) is the source of this 864-nucleotide messenger RNA. Its product is annotated as aquaporin-2-like. Lineage: Eukaryota; Metazoa; Arthropoda; Insecta; Diptera; Tephritidae. Gene Ontology annotation, biological process: transmembrane transport; water transport. Gene Ontology annotation, cellular component: plasma membrane. Gene Ontology annotation, molecular function: water channel activity. The record is from RefSeq and is a predicted model, not a curated record.
UUACCUUUCUUACCUACUAUAACGAUUCUUACAAGUCGUCAGUGAGUUCACUAGCCUACCAGCAAUUGCUCAUAACUCUGCUUACGCACUUAUAUGAGAAGUCCUGGCAUCAUUUAAUUAAUUUUCAUCUCUUUUGAGUUUUCGCCUGACAGCAAAGAAAAAACACAAACAUUGGAGCAGCGAUAGUCGAGCAGUUUUCUAUUUUCCAUACAUUAUUUAUAAACAAAUUCAAAUACUCGCAAAGGCAUACUUAAGCAGACCAUUUUGAUCGAGAACCCCACAAUGACGGAUUGGCAAGACUUUUUUGGUGCCUCCGACUGGAAUCUGGAUUUUAUGCGUGCACUGUUUGCUGAAUUUCUCGGCACCUUCUUUUUCGUUUUACUCGGCAUUUUGUGUACUCUAUUUAAGCCAAGCGAAACGGAGUGGCCAUAUGCCUCGCCUGUGCAAGUGGCAUUCACAUUGGGCUGCACUACAUUUUCGGUGUCGCACUCACUUGGUAAUAUUAGCGGCGCACAUCUCAGUCCAUCUGUGAGUCUUGCAAUAUUCUUAGUGUGCGGCAUGAGUCUGCUUUGUUUUAUUGGAUAUGUAAUUGCUCAAAUACUCGGCGGAUUGGCGGCAACUGCAAUCAUUUUAUCAAUACUUGAUAAAGAAAUGUACCAGGAUCAACGUCCUUUAAGGCCCUCGAUGGGUACCGAGUUGUUGGAACUCUGCAUCGUCAGCUUUAGCAGCAUUUAUUUGGAUAAUCAUGGCAAUUGUAAAUACCGAGCGGCGAAAUGAAGAUGCAUACGGAAAUGGCUCGUUUGCAAUCGGCUUUGUUGUCUUGGGCUCCUAUUUAAUUGCAAUUCUUCUAUCUGGUGGUGGCGU